GUGCAGUUGGAAAGCAGGUGUGUCUUUGUGUCUAUAUAUGGAGAUCUUCGUAAUGGUAACUGCUGUUGGUGUUGGGACAUUUUACUAUUGCUGCUGGAUUUAGAAACAGUUCUGUGAGCCUCAGUGUCAGGCUGCACUUGUGUCGACUGCCCAGAGUCCACGGAGCCUCACGACUGACCUCAGGACUAGUUUGAUUUACAGACAGAAGUCCUCUGUUCCAACAUGUCUCUGUACAGCUUCGGGUUGGAGCCUCUGUCCUGUCACGCCUGGAACAAAGACCGAACUCAGAUCGCCAUCAGCCCCAACAGCAGUGUUGUGUACAUUUACCAGAAGAAGGGGAAGGAGUGGAGCAAAAUCCACGAGCUGAAGGAGCACAGCGGGCGAAUCACGGGAAUCGACUGGGCCCCGGAGUCGAACCGUAUCGUGACGUGCGCCUCAGACAGAAACGCCUACGUGUGGACACCGAAGGACGGCGUGUGGAAGCCAACUCUCGUCCUCGUCCGCAUCAACAGAGCCGCCACGUGUGUCAAGUGGUCACCUCUGGAGAACAAGUUCGCUCUCGGAAGCGGAGCCAAACUCAUCUCUGUGUGUUACUUUGAGAAAGAGAACGACUGGUGGCUCAGUAAGCACAUAAAGAAAGGGAUCUGCUCGACGGUGCUCAGUCUGGACUGGCAUCCUAAUAACAUCCUGCUGGCUGCCGGAUCAGCCGAUUUCCACUGCAGGGUUUACUCCACAUAUAUUAAGGAGAUCGAGGACAAGCCCGGCCCGACACCAUGGGGAGCCAAGAUGCCGUUCGGCGAAAUGCUACUGGAGAAUAAAGACUGUAACGGCUGGGUGCACAGCGUGGCCUUCUCUCCAUCUGGAGACACUCUGGCCUGGGUCAGCCACGACAGCUCCAUCAGCGUCGCCGACGCCACGCAGGGCAAAGAGGUUACGCAGCUGACUACAGAACAUCUCCCACUGCUCAGUGUGCUGUACACCAGCGAGACCGAGAUCGUGGCUGCGGGCCAUGACUGCUGUCCCUACCAGUUCUCCUACAAGGGGCUCGGCAAACUGGAGUUUGUGCGAAAGUUGGGAAUCGCCAAACAGACGUCCAAGAACAGCAUGUCGGCCAUGCAGCACUUCCGCAACCUGGACAAGAAGGCCACGACCGACGAUGAGGACGAGCUGACCUCUCUACACCAGAACAGCAUCACCCAGCUGUGCGUGGUGGAAGGAGAGAAGAGCAAAGUGGGGAAGUUCAGUAGCAUCAGUCUAGAUGGAGCCAUGGUGCUCUGGGAAUUCAAGCCUUAAAACUUCAUUACUACACCACAGAAAGCUUUUUCGGCCGAUCCGAUGUCGAUGUCACUCCGCACCGAAGAUCUCUGCCGUCAGUCUGCUGCUGUGCUCAGAAAUCAUUUGACGAUCACAUUUUUAUUCUCUUUUACACAACAAUUUUUUUUAAUACCGUAAUGUUUCCAUGUCUGUACCUACCCAGUGAAAAGGUGUUAAUCUCUACACUGGAUCUUUUCACUGCCACUUUAGUUUCAAGUUUUCAAAGUACUCCAAAUAAAUAUUUCGGAUUAGGUUUUGUUUUUCGCAAGAAAAUCAACCACAUCAAAUAAAAGACGUACAUACAAAA
This is a messenger RNA of Silurus meridionalis, 1621 nucleotides long. RefSeq lists its product as uncharacterized. Gene Ontology annotation, molecular function: actin filament binding. The coding region runs from base 223 to 1293 and encodes 356 amino acids. Lineage: Eukaryota; Metazoa; Chordata; Actinopteri; Siluriformes; Siluridae. The record is from RefSeq and is a predicted model, not a curated record. Gene Ontology annotation, cellular component: Arp2/3 protein complex; actin cytoskeleton. The transcript has 11 exons. Gene Ontology annotation, biological process: Arp2/3 complex-mediated actin nucleation.